Prorocentrum cordatum is the source of this 1328-nucleotide messenger RNA. NCBI's taxonomy places the organism in Eukaryota, Dinophyceae, Prorocentrales, Prorocentraceae. The record is from the annotation of a GenBank genome assembly.
UCCUGCCGCAACCGUUCGGGCUCGAGCGCCCUGAGGUAAGAAGGGCCAGCGUGAUUUGAUAGGCCCUGCGGGGCCCAGAGACAUCCGAGAAGGCUGGCGCGAUUCUGCGGGUGGUGGCGGAGUGCGGCCGAGCGGGCGUUGCCUUUUUCGCUCGGGUAACCUUCCGUCACGCGGCCACGGCGAUGGAGGCGCCUAUGGGUCGCGCGCGGCUCGCGGAGGGCGAGGUGAUUCGGCGCAGGGAGGCGGCUGGAUGCCGCCGAGCAGCGGCCGACCGCUGGCGAGCAGCAGUGGGGCGCGGCGCGAGAUCAAGGCGCUGGACAGGCUUCGCCGGCGGCAGGAGGCCAGAUGGUCGACGCGAGGCUGCUCAACAAACCGAGGGCCUUCGCGGGCCCGCAUUCAGAGUGGUUCGAUUUCGAGGCCCACGCCUAUGUGGUUCACCCCCGACUGGGGGGGCUGAUCCACCAAGCGUCGCUCGCGGCGGACGUGGUUGCUCCGCGGGGCGACGCGGGCAAGGCGCUGAACGCGAAGCUUUACUGCAUCUUGGUCUCGGUGACUUCGGGCGCGGCGAAGGUCGAGGUCAGGGAGGCGCCUCGCGGAGACGGCCUGGCUGCUGGGCGGCACCUGCUUCGCGAGUUCGCGCCGAAGGAGGCAAGGUGGUUCGCGGCCGCGCUGGGCCGCGUCAUCAGGCAUGAGUUCCCAGACCCAGUGGUGACAACCUUGGCGGAGGUCGAGCAGCUCGUAAGGGAGCGUUCGGACCAAAGUUGCGACGUGAUCUCUGACAACAUGAAGCGAGGGGCCAUCAUUCCGGGAAUAGAAUUCGAGAUGUUGCCAGACCACCUGGGCUUGAACGCUACCAGGUUGGCGACGCACGGCGAUCUGAAGAACGAGCUCAAGAUGAUCUGUUCGGCGCAGCAGCGCUGGGCUGCACCUGGUGCUGGAGGCGACGGUGCCGUUCCCGCGCAGGUCGACGCCUCCGGCGAGGGCAAGGGCAUGGGUGGCCAGAAAAGGCAACGGCGAGGACGGCAGAGGCAAAGGCGAGGGCGAUUGCAAGGGGGAGCAGGGCUACUCGAAGGACAAGAACCGCGAGCCCCGCAGCGCGCGUGCGACGACGCGCGCGCGUGCGCACUUCGUCCCAUUUGCUUUAAGAAGUUUUUGGAAACGGAUGACCUGUUGAUCAACGAGUGUGGGAGCGUACCUUUGAGGGGGCGGGGCACUUCCGGCCUGUCAUGGGUGGUCUGAAUUCAUGGGGGAAAAGAGCGAGGAGGCGCAUUCAGAUGUUAGCUGCAAUGCGCGAGGCCGGCUUGAUCCGUCCAGAGCGGUAAUGGUGA